AUGGCUAAAACGGCACUGCAACGUUUCGAAUUUACUCGACGUGUAAUACGAAUAUGUUCACGAUUUGUGGGAGCGGAUGUUUUAAACGAAAACUAUCGGCCAAAUAUACUAACUGUGCUGGCCUACGUCUGUUUAUGUGUGUAUUUUUACUGUACCGGCUAUACCGUGUAUAAGAACAUCUACAUUGAUGGUCGGUGGACGGAUAUGUUGAAAACUCUAUGCAUGAUUAGUAGUGGUCUGCAGGGCUAUUCGAAAAUCACAAAUGCCAUUUUGAAUAAAGUCCCAAUACGCUACCUAGUGAACGAUCUGCACUCCAUUUAUAAGGAAUAUUCCGAUAAACAUUUCGAGUAUCGCAAAUGUUUGUCCAAGAGCAUGAACACAACCGACAAAAGUAUCCGCAUAUUGGGUAUAAUUUAUGUUAUAGCAACAUCUAGCCUCAUUAUUAUGGUUUUCGUUUAUCGAUUUGCUUUCCAUCAGCGUAUCUAUGUCCUGCAAUUCGAAAUGCCUCAUGUGGAUGUGAAUACCGAACAUGGCUAUUUGAUUACGAAUUGGGUACAUUUUACGUGCAUAUCGCUGGGGGCCUUUGGCAAUUAUGCCGCCGAUUUAGCCCUCCUCACGUGUAUCAGUAACGCACCCCUGUACAAGGAUAUUCUGAAGUGUAAGUUUCAUGAUCUAAAUGAAGUUCUGAAGCGAGCGGAUGCCGAGCAAAUGAAACGCUGUCACAUGCACCUAAAAGAUAUUUUCCAGUUCCAUCAACGCUAUAUAAAGUUUGUCGACACGGUUAGAGAGAACUAUUUUUGGGUGAUUGCCGUGGAAAUGUUCACAGUGGCCUUUAGCAUUGCCCUUACUUUGUUCUGUUUGAUUUUGGGUACUUGGCCAAACAAUGACAACAUCAUUGAGUCGUGCUAUACGGAAGUGAUUUGGUACCAACUAACACCCCGUGAUCGCAAAAUGUUACAAACUAUGUUGAUGAUGACCCAAAAUUCAGAGGGAUUGACAAUUGGUUCGGUUAUACCGCUAACCAUGGAUACAGGUCUGCAGUGGACUAAAACUAUUUACAGUAUGACCAUAAUGUUGAUCAAUUUUCUGGAUUAA
This is a messenger RNA of Musca vetustissima, 1095 nucleotides long. Its product is annotated as odorant receptor 67d-like. The transcript is spliced from 4 exons. Gene Ontology annotation, cellular component: plasma membrane. The coding region runs from base 1 to 1095 and encodes 364 amino acids. Gene Ontology annotation, biological process: sensory perception of smell; detection of chemical stimulus involved in sensory perception of smell. Gene Ontology annotation, molecular function: olfactory receptor activity; odorant binding. The record is from RefSeq and is a predicted model, not a curated record. NCBI's taxonomy places the organism in Eukaryota, Metazoa, Arthropoda, Insecta, Diptera, Muscidae.